AUGACCGUUGGAACACUUCCCAUUUGGUCAAAAACUUUCUCCUAUGCAAUCAGGUCAUUGUGCUUGCUGCAUAUAGUGCAUAUGUAUGCAUAUGAGUUUACGGAGACGAGGGGAGAAUCUAUGUUACCAACACUUUCAGCGACUAAUGAUUAUGUGCAUGUUUUGAAGAAUUUCCAGAAUGGUAAAGGUAUAAAAAUGGGUGAUUGCAUUGUGGCAUUGAAACCCACUGACCCUAAUCACAGAAUUUGCAAAAGGAUUACCGGUAUGCCUGGUGACCUUGUGCUCGUGGACCCAAGCACAGUAGUCAAUUACGUUGGCGGUGUGCUGAUUGAUGAAGAGAGAUUUGGUACGUAUAUUAAGGUUCCUGAGGGCCACGUUUGGGUAACAGGAGAUAAUCUUUCGCAUUCAUUAGAUUCGAGGACAUAUAACGCAUUGCCUAUGGGGUUGAUCAUGGGCAAGAUUGUAGCAGCUAACAAUUUCGACAGUCCGUUCUGGGAUGGUUCAAAACAUAGGUUUUGGGGGUUCAAAAGAAUUAAUAAUACUUUUGUUGACGCAAACGCUAAUAGCAAUUGA
Messenger RNA from Saccharomyces mikatae IFO 1815, 573 nucleotides. RefSeq names its product endopeptidase catalytic subunit IMP1 (gene IMP1). The coding region runs from base 1 to 573 and encodes 190 amino acids. Gene Ontology annotation, molecular function: serine-type endopeptidase activity. The transcript has a single exon. Lineage: Eukaryota; Fungi; Ascomycota; Saccharomycetes; Saccharomycetales; Saccharomycetaceae. Gene Ontology annotation, cellular component: membrane; mitochondrial inner membrane peptidase complex. The record is from RefSeq and is a predicted model, not a curated record.